CUCGGCACUCGCGGCGCCGGUGUGGAGGCCCUCCUGGCUCUGCUCUUUGGGAACCCUGUGACCAUCGGAAGCGGUUCCCCCUUCCGUGGCCGGGACCGAAGGGCUUCCAGGGGGUAGGACUGCUGGAGCAGAAUAGCGGGGGCUUGGCGCUGGCUCUGAGGUUCCAGCCUGGCGUUGCCCCUGAGGCGCCGGGACGCCUGGGUCCGGCCGAGGCUGCGUCAUGAAUGAGAGAAACAGCCGGAGGCGGACAAUGAAGAAGGAUGAAGAGGGCUUUGAGAUCUCAAUCCCAUUCAACGAGACCCCUCCUCUAGAGUCACCCCAGAUCUUCUACGGCCUGAGUCCGCCCCAGGGCAGCUUUGAGGAGCCCCCGGAGCCCACGUCCCCCACCCUGGCGCUGAUGCACAGCGUGAAAACUCAGCUGCACAUGGCCCUGGAGAGAAACUCCUGGCUCCAGAAGAGAAUCGAGGACCUGGAGGAGGAGAGGGAUUUCCUGCGCUGUCAGCUGGACAAGUUCAUCUCCUGUGCCCGCAUCGACGCAGAGGACCACUGUCGGGGGAAGCCUGGCCCCAGGCGGGCAGAGGGCGCGGACGGCCGGGGCGGAGGGGAGGCCUCAGACCCGGAGUCGGCGGCCUCAUCCCUCAGCGGUGGCUCUGAGGAGGGGGGUUCCGCCGAGAGAAAGCGCCAGAAGCAGAAGGGGGCGGCUGGCCGGAGGAGAUUUGGGAAGCCCAAGGCCCGGGAGAGGCAGAGGGUGAAGGACGCUGAUGGGGUGCUGUGCCGUUACAAGAAGAUCUUGGGCACCUUUCAGAAGCUGAAGAGCAUGUCCAGGGCCUUUGAGCACCACCGGGUGGACCGCAACACAGUGGCCUUGACCACGCCGAUCGCGGAGCUGCUCAUUGUGGCGCCCGAGAAGCUGGCCGAGGUGGGUGAGUUUGACCCGUCCAAGGAGCGGCUGCUGGAAUACUCCCGCCGCUGUUUCUUGGCGCUGGACGACGAGACGCUGAAGAAGGUGCAGGCUCUCAAGAAAAGCAAGUUGCUGCUGCCCAUCACAUACCGCUUCAAGCGGUGAUCCCGAGUCCUGCCCCCAGGUUCUGCCCGAGCCAGCUGCCACCCAUCACCUGCCUUCUCUCCCUCCACCCUGCAUCAGCCUUGUGGUUCUUAGGCCUGGAUGCCCAAGCCAGCCAGGCCCAUCACCUCCCCCUUCAUGGAAUGGACCCACUGCCAUUUCUUUUUCAUGGUCCAUCACACUUCCGCCUGCAUCCCCCCAGACCAGCUGUUGGCCUUCCCGUGGUGAGCCGCCAGCUGCCUUCUCUUCCCGUGCUGGCCGCUUCCAGUGGCCCCUCGUACGUCCCACAGCGUGACUGCUCUGCAUCUUCUGGAAGCAGGCUCUUCAAGCGACAAUCCUGUUUGCUGUGCUCGAGGUGGCCUCCCGAGGGAGUGGUUGGCUUGUAUCCCAUGCUGCCCUUUCUUACCAGGAGACCUCAGAGCCAACCAAUGCGUCAUUUACCAUUGCACCUUGCCCUCGAGGAGCCCCACAGUGCUCAGAUUUUGGGUGGGAUCCUGCCCUUCCCUUCUCUCUCCCUCCAGCACCACCCCUGCAGCAGGUGAGGGUGCUCAGGUGCACGUGCACGUGAGUGCUGUGUUUACAUGGGGUUCCAGGUGGAGGAGGGUGAGGCUUCCUGUCUCAUCCCUCGCUAGCCUGUCGUGGAGCCUGUGUGGAGACAGGGAGGCAGUGUGUAUGUAUGUAUGUAUAUAUUUACUGAACACCCCCCCCACCCCCCUCUUAGCCUUCCAUGGUAUGGGCCUCUGUUUCCCACCUUCGUUGCCCUGGCCUGGGUUCCUCAAUUCCAGUUCAGAUCUCCUUGCCCCAAACCUAGAGACUAGGGAGUGUCCGCAGGGAUUUUCCAAGUGGCCAGGCACCGUUGCAUUUGGAGUGAGGUCAAGGGAGCCGUUGAAAGAACCGGCUUCUCAUCCCCACUCUGGGUAUGACUCACUUCCCUUCCUUUCUCUAGGCCUGUUUCCUUCUUUGUAAAAUAAGGGAGUUAAACGCGAUCAUUUCUAAGGUGGCUGUGAGACCUUGGAUAGGUCCUUUCCAGCCUAGGUCUCUUGAAUUGUAAAAAUGGAGCAGACUGGACUAGGUGCUCUCAUUAGGUCACUGUGUGACCUCGAGCGAGUUAGUAAUGAUGGGGCUUGGACGCCUGGGUGAGAACGCCGUGAUUCUCCUCCCUGACCACUGAAUGAGCCUGCUGCGGGGGUCUGCGGCCCUCCCCUCCCCCCUCCCCCCAGCAGUCUUCCUAGGAGAGGGAGGGUGGGCGACAGAGCCAGGGAGCGCCCCCUCCCUUGAGCACUAGCCCGCCGGCCCGGGACCAACUGAUAAAUGAAGUGUUCAGAGUUUAAAUUAAAAGUUAACCAGCAGAUUUGGAAUAA
Vombatus ursinus (common wombat) is the source of this 2424-nucleotide messenger RNA. It is a transcript of the gene CCDC106, whose product is annotated as coiled-coil domain containing 106. The transcript is spliced from 6 exons. NCBI's taxonomy places the organism in Eukaryota, Metazoa, Chordata, Mammalia, Diprotodontia, Vombatidae. Bases 221 to 1066 code for a protein of 281 amino acids. Gene Ontology annotation, cellular component: nucleoplasm. The record is from RefSeq and is a predicted model, not a curated record.